Colias croceus (clouded yellow) is the source of this 4738-nucleotide messenger RNA. It is a transcript of the gene pigs, whose product is annotated as GAS2-like protein pickled eggs. Gene Ontology annotation, cellular component: actin filament; microtubule plus-end; stress fiber. Gene Ontology annotation, molecular function: actin filament binding; microtubule binding; cytoskeletal adaptor activity. Gene Ontology annotation, biological process: microtubule bundle formation; actin crosslink formation; regulation of microtubule polymerization or depolymerization. NCBI's taxonomy places the organism in Eukaryota, Metazoa, Arthropoda, Insecta, Lepidoptera, Pieridae. The transcript has 5 exons. The coding region runs from base 187 to 2469 and encodes 760 amino acids. The record is from RefSeq and is a predicted model, not a curated record.
UCUGCCACCAGCGCUCAUAGCAAGCGUAUGUGUCGUCGCAAAUAAAUAGCUCGAGUCGAUAAAAAACCGCGAUAAUUCAAGUGCUGUGUACCUAACUUAAAAACGGAUUUUAUUUGUGCCGUGGACCGGCGAGUUUCUUUAAAUUCAAAGAGCCAAUAAUGUCCAAGCAGUGAAAAAACAAUCAAAAUGGCGAGCGUCGGCGCGGUCCUUCUGGAGACCAGGCCUUUCAGGCCCUUUAAGUCCUCCGAGGAAUACUUAUAUGCUAUGAAAGAGGAUCUGGCAGAAUGGCUGACAGUCCUCUACCCUGAAUUACGGAUAAAUGCUGAUAAUUUUCUUGAUAGAUUGGACACUGGCGUCGCUUUGUGCAGGCACGCGAACGCAGUCCGCGAGUCAGCAAAAUUGAUCAUCGAAUCACUGAACACAGAGACAGAGGAGGCCAUCACCCUCGCUAGGGCCCUCCGCUCCCGGCCUCCCGUCAACAUGCUCCCCGCAGCAAAAGCCGGCACCUUCUUUGCCCGAGACAAUCUCUCCAACUUCAUAGACUGGUGCCGUAAAGCCCUUGGCAUUUUGGAAUGCCUCUUAUUCGAAACUGACGACUUAUGCUUACGAAAGAACGAGAAACAUGUAGUGCUGUGCCUUCUAGAAGUUGCCAGAAAGGGGGCAGUGCUUGGCAUGCCAGCACCACUGCUAGUACAGAUGGAAAAACAGAUUGAGAGGGAAUUGGCUGGAGAGGAGUUGAGACCAGACGAUUCUGCGUUAGGUCUGGUACCGUCUGGACCACAGCCGCAAUUGGUGACCAAUGACUUGAGGAGUUUAGACGAGAGAGUCAGGGAUUUGGUUGAGAGAUGCUCCUGUCCUACGCAGUUCCCUAUGGUCAGGGUUUCGGAGGGAAAAUACAGAAUUGGCGACACUAGGCUGCUUAUUUUCGUUCGGAUCCUUCGUUCCCACGUGAUGGUACGCGUCGGGGGUGGUUGGGACACCCUCGCCCACUACCUCGACAAGCACGACCCUUGCCGCUGCAAGGCGCAGCACCGCACCUCCCUCUCCGCGCGUCUAGCCAGACCAAAACACGAUCUAGCCGGCGCUACUGUCACCUAUGAACGCCCAAGCCAAGACACACAGACCUACAAAUCCUACGAACCGAUGUCCAUGCCGUACCAGUCUAAAGUCUAUUCUGAAGAACCGAGAAGCCUGCAGUACCACUCCAAUAACAAGCUAGAUGCACCCACCAGUCUACCAUACAUGGACAUGGACAGAGCGGCCAGUCCGAGCAGAAAGCACUUAGCACCCAGGACGCACAGUCCAGGGAGGUGUUCACCAUCACCAGACAGGCGAACAAAGAUUGUAACAACGAAUCAUCUGGUGCCGACGCCUUUAGGGGUUAGGAAUAAAAGUCCCAGGCCGUUGUCUCCCGCGCCGGCUGUGGAGAGCGCGUCGGAUAAUGGGUCGGAGGUGUCGGACGAGGGUUACAGGAGCCUGGGGGUCGUGGCGGGGUCCACACAGGGGUCGCCGUCCACAAAGACGACGAAUCGGUACUCGCUGCACAGUCAGAACUCGAUGGAUGACGCUGAUUUUAGUGAGCGUCUCGACCAUGACGACAGCUGCUUAGACAAGACAGAUCGGGUCGACGACUACGUGAGCCUCAACACUGGUUUGCGCAAAACCGACUUCUCCGAUACCUUCUACGGUGGAAGGAAGGCAAGCUCAGAGGAGAAGUCGAACCGCGCGAGCCCUGAGUCUAUUGUCAGCCACGAAAACAACGAUUCGCCAAGCAAAAGCCUUCGAGCGACGCGCGAAUUCACCGAAUCCCCUACGAAAACGAUUCGAAGCCGACAAGCCAGCAGGAUCCCCCAUUCCCCCAUUAGAAAUAGAACUCCCAGCCGAGGUAAUACUCCCAGCCCUAAACAUACGCCAGCUCAAUCAUCCCCAAAACUUACUCCUAAGCUACCGCCUACAGCGAGAAAUACAUGGGGAGGUAGAACUGCUCCAAACCAAGCGAAAACAAAAGCCAGGCCUACAAUAGGAGCAGAUACCUUCGAGAAUCCAAACAAAUCGCCGAAAGCCAAACCGAAGGCGCAAAACGAGGCGUUUAAAAGGAAUUCUCCUUUAAGAGCGAGCAGUGCGACCCUCCGGUCUCCUUCACACCAGAAGCCGUUAAGUCCGCUUCUCGAACAGAUUUUGCGUUCAGCGGAAACUGCGAAGGAUGACGCUACAGUGCUGGAGAAAAUGAAGGAAAUUAUUAGAACAUAUUCGAAAGGAGAAGACUCACUGUCGAGGACGAGUUCAAAAGAUUCAGAUUACGCAGAUUUCACAUCAGCCUGGGUUAUGUCUGAUGGAAAAUUAGAGAGGUCGACGAGUACUAGGCAACUCGCCGCGCCCAGAAAGGAUCGUGGCUCAGGUGCUUCUAGGAUACCUGCCCCUGUUUCGAUUGGCUGCAGGCGGUCAACCUCCACAUCCCAAUUCCCUUGACCUACUCCGGGUCCCCGAAAAGACUGAAUUUAUAUUCGAAUCCAGUUUUAGUGUUAGUGAUUGGAUGUUCAAAGUGAACAGGAGUGUUUAAAUUUAUAUCAUGACGAUAUUUUUAGGUAAACGACACAUUAUCGCUACCAUAUCUAUUUCGAUAAGUAGUGUUUUUAUAAGUCUAACGUAGUACUAAUUGUUCUUUAUAGAAAAUUUGUACUAACAUUGACAUAACACAUUCAAAAUUGUGAAGUGGCACCUAUUUGUUUAGUGGUGAAUUAUUAUAUGAAAAUGAAAAGAAAAAAAUAUGAAAGCUCGUAAUUUACCACAAAACAUAUAGGUGGGUCGUAAAAUUUCUAACAAUUAUGAUGUUAUGACAAAGAAAAAUUAGAUGGUGCUAAAUUUAGGUUAUUUAAAGCUAUUUUAAUUUUUUACUGACAAAGUUGUUGACGUUGCAAUGUUUCAAUACAUUUAAGUAUUCAACCAUUACAAUGUUUUACUUUAUGUAUGACGAUUUUAGUUAUGUUAAGUUACUAAUGUUAGUUUUAAGUUAACCCGGCUUUUAAAAUUAUUCCCUACGAUUGGCUCAAGUUAGCUUUUGCAUUUAAAAUGUCAUUCCAAAUGCGCCGGGAUUUUGGCAAUUUUUUCUACUUUUUCAGUAAUCUCAUUUAUUUCUGGAUGAUAAAGUUAAGAUAGAAAGAGAGCUUAUGAUUUGGUAGAGAAGAUAGGAUACAAUGCUUUAUGGACACAGCAAAUAUACAUGGAGUAGCGGAGUUUGGUUCCUUUACCCUAUAAUUGUUGUGUGCAUAGAAAUAAUAAAAUUUGUAGUAAAUUUAAAAUUUUGAUGCACUUUUUGAAAAAAAAGUAUAUAGAUUAUAACGUAGAUCACAAAUCGUACCUCAGUAGUAUACCAGGGCAAAUAAAUAUUUUUCCACACUAUGACUCGUUAACACAACCGUCCAUAAAUACAAUAUGGAGUAGAUGUCGUUUUCGUUCAUUUCAAUGGAUAAUUUAAUGUUGAAUUAAAUUAAUGUCCGAAGCGACGAUCGUGUGUUGUUUACUAUUUAAAUGUGACCACAGCCUAGCUAAUAAAAAAGACAAAAAUAAAAACAACUGUCAAAACUGUCAAAAUUCAAUUGACUCUUUUUGGCAGCCAACAAUCUGCAUUUUGCAAUUUUUUUGCACUAUUCCAAUGCGUUAUAGACAUAAGUGUACUUGUAUAAUUUGUAAACUCAUUACCCUUUAUUGCCCGAUUGUGUGCUAUUUAUUGUUAACACAUAUAAUAGACAAUGCUUCCAUAAAUUCUAGACUUAAUCGGUUUGUCUAUGGUAUUUGAUUAACAACACAAAAAAGGUUUCAUUGUUGCUGGACCGUUUACAGACCGAUAUAGUUCAUGUAAUGUUACUUUAUGUAAAUUUUUACAUAACCAGUUAUGUUAUCGACCAAGCGUUAUAAUUAUAUAUUUGCCUACAAUCUGCGAAUUGUAAAGCUCUUGCUUGUUUUAGGGAAAGUAUAUGUUUGUCACUCUCGAUUUUACCUAAGUCUAGCUAAUCUAAGAACAUACAGACAGCAUAGUUAUGAAAACAAUUUCACCAAUUAUGCAAAUGGAAAACAGUGGUAAAUAUACCAAUAAUAAAAGUGAAAAAAAAAAAAAUGUGUGUGCGUGAAUUUGUUCUUUAAUUUCCCGCCAAAAUUUGAAAUAAGAAAGUUAUCUGUGAUAAUUUUUUUCUAAUUCGAAUACAACUAUGCUGCCUGUAUUGUCUCAGUUCAUAUUAUGUUUCAUAAUGUUAUUGCGUUUCCAAUUCUGAUAGGAGAUCAUUAGAUGUUAAUUAAAUUAAAAAUAAUUUAAGAAAUAUAUUAUUAUUUAAGAUUUGUCACUGGAUAAAGACAUUACAAUGAUUUAGAGUAGAAUUUUUGUGUUUCGUUUUUAAACGUAAUUUAUAUCUUGUCUAUUUAUCUAAAAUAAGUUAUUUUACUUUAUCUCCUAACAGAAUUGGGAAUGUUCGAUACUAUUCUUCUAUAUUUAUUUUUUCGUAAUUAAGUGUCAUUGCUCUGUAUUAAAAAAAAUCAAAUGUCAAUGUCAUGGCAUAAAAAAAUGAAUCUGUCACUGAUGUAGAUUAUAUAAAAUUUGUAUUUAAAAAAAUGGAAUACCAGCAAUGACAUAAGAUUACGAAUCGCGCUGUUCUAGAGGCUAAGCAAUAUUUCUCUCUUACGUACGUUACCAGUAAUUAUGCCAUAGAAAUUGUUGUAAUUCAUUCAAUAAAAUGUCAAUAAUGGA